AUGCAUGGCUACCAUAAUCUUAUUCCAAGAAUCUCAGAAUGCCACAAAAUAGCAGCAAUGUCUCACAACAUCUCUAUGACGACACUGAGGGACAACCACGUGUUCCAGAAUAAAAAGAAUCCAGCUAGAAUACCUGAAGAAGAACACGGAAGGUGUUCAGAAAACGUUUGUGCUUUAGAGUUACCGUUUCACAUCGUUUAUUGCUCGGAAAAUCCAAGAGCAUUGAAAAAUAAAUCUAAAGCUGGCUUGCCUGUGAUUUGGAAGUUGAAUCGUAAAGCUUGGGUGACAGCUUCCCUUUUUGAGGACUGGUUUGGUCAUCACUUCAUACCUGAAGGCAAAUGUUAUUGCCAAUCUAAACAAAUUCCAUUUAAAGUGAUGCUAAUAAUUGACAACGCACCAGGCCAUCCCCCUGCAACUUUAACUAAUUUUGACCCACGUGUGAAAGUUGUAUUUUUGCCACCAAAUACAACCAGUUUGCUUCAACCGAUGGAUCAGGGAGUCACCAAAACAUUCAAAGCUUAUUACACAAGACGAUCGUUUGCACAUUUGCAUGAAGCUAUGAGACAAAACAAUGAGCUCUUUGUUAAAGACUUUUGGAAACAAUUCAAUGUUUUAGAUGCAGAGAGAAUCAUUGGACAAUCUUGGAAUGAAGUUUCACAAAAAACUUUAAAUGAAGCAGAAUCAGUGCCAGAGCCUGAUGAAAUUGGUAAUGUGAUUGAAGAAGUUGUAGAUCUUGCCAGGCAAAUAAAUUUAGAAGUGGAUAGUGAUGACCUUCAAGAACUGCUGGAUUCCCACAAUCAGGAGCUGACAAUUGAUGAGCUCAUAGAAAUGCGUGAGCAAGAGCAAGACAUUGAAGAACCUGAUUCUUUAGACCCAGUUCAAUCAGAAGAUAGAAUGAUGGUUGGUAACUUGACAGAUGGCCUCAGUUCAAUUGAAAAGGGGUUACAAAUUUUAGAAAAUAUAGACGCCAAUGAAGAGUGUAUUUCUUCUACAAAAUGA
Molecule: messenger RNA, 999 nt
Organism: Centruroides sculpturatus (bark scorpion)
Lineage: Eukaryota; Metazoa; Arthropoda; Arachnida; Scorpiones; Buthidae
Product: tigger transposable element-derived protein 1-like
Exons: 4
Coding region: 1-999 (332 amino acids)
Cellular component (GO): nucleus
Molecular function (GO): DNA binding
Source: RefSeq, a predicted model, not a curated record